AUGAUAUCCUACUAUUUAGAAAAUAAUCCGUCAAGUAAAGGUAAGGUUAGCAUCGAUGAGGUCACACAGACAUAUAAAUUCGAUUAUCCGUGUGAAUCAUAUUCUGAUUGCACCGAGUAUGUCAUCCAUUUAUCACCCGGCCUAUACAAAUUUGAGUUAUUUGGUGCCUCAGGCGGUGCCUGCACAAACAGAACCUCAUUAUUCAUGAAUUCAGAUGGUAAUUGCACGCACCGCGAAGCUGCCUUCCUUUAUGGCGGAAAUGCUGUUUGCCGUCAGAUUGUUAACCGUGGUGGUGCUGGCGGUUACAUAUCAGGCAUUAUAAAAAUCCUCCACAAAAUAACCGCUUUUGCCACUAUCGGCGGAAAAGGAAUCCAUACUUGUACCCGAGCUUCAGCAAAUCAAGACUCCGAUUACUACCCAUCAAACAUGGUGAAAGGCGGAUAUGGAGGUGGAGGAUGGGCUGCAAAUUGGUACUGGCAACCAGGAAAUAAUGGAGCAGGGAGCGGAGGUGGCCAAACCGCCGUCAUGUUUUUGCAGAAUGAUCUUUGGCAUCGUGUAAUUGUGAGCGGCGGUGGUGGCGGUUCUGACAACUGUCCUGCUCAUCAGACUGAAUUUAUGGGAGCUGAUGAUGGUUCCGGCGGUGCUGGUGGUGGUUUUACAGCUCAAGGGUUUUGGAUUAAUGGUGAAUUAAAAUCGAGUCAUGUAGCAAAUUCCACCUACGGCUUCAGUUUCGGUUCUGGUGAAUCUGCUCAAAAAGACGGCUCUAAGAAUCAAUGGGGAGUUAAACGAGGUGAAAUGGAAAGCGACAGACCAGGAUCAGGUAGCGGAUGGUUUGGUGGAUUCGCUGGACACCAUGGUGAUGGUGGUUCUGGCGGUGGAAGUUCGUGGGUGCUGUCGAAAAAUGCAGUCAUUCCUCCCGGAGAAAUCCAAGCAUAUGACAGUUUUUAUAAUCCAAUUGGAAAACAUCCAUAUGCAUUCCUUAACCACGAGUACACAUUUAGUGACAUUAAAUCGUAUCCCGGAAUCCGGGAAGGCCAUGGUCGCUUAAUUAUCACAAUUCUCGACAACGUUAAACUUCAAACACAAAACAUCCAAUGUUUGCACGAUUUUAACUUUAUGCUUCUUUAUAUCAUUCUUAUUGAGAAAUAA
Molecule: messenger RNA, 1149 nt
Organism: Trichomonas vaginalis G3
Lineage: Eukaryota; Parabasalia; Trichomonadida; Trichomonadidae
Product: glycine-rich protein family
Exons: 1
Coding region: 1-1149 (382 amino acids)
Source: RefSeq, a predicted model, not a curated record